Messenger RNA from Strongylocentrotus purpuratus (purple sea urchin), 1202 nucleotides. Its product is annotated as caspase-3-like. The coding region runs from base 1 to 369 and encodes 122 amino acids. Lineage: Eukaryota; Metazoa; Echinodermata; Echinoidea; Camarodonta; Strongylocentrotidae. Gene Ontology annotation, biological process: proteolysis. The record is from RefSeq and is a predicted model, not a curated record. Gene Ontology annotation, molecular function: cysteine-type endopeptidase activity. The transcript has 3 exons.
AUGUGUUAUUUUUCAAUCCGCAAUCAAGUGAAAGGUUCCUGGUUCAUACAGAGCUUAUGUGAGGAGUUGAUUGCCCACGUACACAUUGACGAUCUUGACACCAUCAUGAACAGGGUAACACGGCGUGUUAUCGGCUUUACGCGUUCUGUAGUCGAUGGCGAUGGAAAGAAGAAAAAAUGGUUACAAACUCCAGAUAUAUCCAAGCAAGGCAUCGGAAAGAAGAUUUACUUCAUGCCUAACUACCCACCUCGUUCUGAUGCCGAAUGCAGUUUGACUGACCAGCCUCGUUCUGAUGCCGCAUGCAGCUUGACCCAACAACCAGGCCCAUCAUCAGAACCACAAGGCCAGUGUUCAACACAUAGUGAAUGAUUUUUAGAUUGCUUUGUCAGACGCUAUCACGCCUUAUCGGGGAAUAUAUAGAAUAUAGCGUUAAAAAAAAAGCUUCUUCUUUUUUGUCGAUCGGGGUGACCCAGAACUGGUAGCUUCAAUCACUUAAUUUCAAACCAGUGUCAGACAGACGGUUUAUCGACUCGAUCUUUGUUUCUGUCGAAACCUUUGCACCAAAAAAAAAGACGGCGGUAAAGCACGCAGAUAGCCCGAGUGCCAGGCGAAUGUUUGAAUAAAGAUUUGUGAUGUAUGAACCAUUCAUUGCUGGUAUUAUCAAAAGUGGUUGUGAUAACGAGCAAUGGCUAAACCGCUGUUCACAUUCUGACGAGAAAAAUUGAAACUGUAAAAGUGAAUCGAAACUCUGAAUGAUUUGGAUUAAAAUGAAUGUAUACAUAACUCCCAUUGAAUGUUGAAUAAGAAAAGACAGAAUUUUGGCACAUUCACAAAAGUAGGGGGGAGAUUUGUUCAUGUUUUUAAUCAGAAUUAUAGAUUUUGUUUUCUUCCUGACUAAUAAUAGAAAAACUAAAUUGUCCAUCAAGUUUUGUUUUUUUCUUCUUCAAAAUCUAAAUUAAGAAGUAAAGGCGACUUCAGGUUAUUUGAUCUCUAAACAAUUAGCAUCUUACUUUCUGUUUAAAAUUAUCAUACAGUUCUUGUCAUAUGGGUAUUUGUAUUUUCAUCGUCAACAACAUUAUAACAUAUUGUUCAACUUUUGUAUUUUCACAUUAUGCAAAUUACUUUCAUAUAAAUAUACUCUGAAUCGGCUCUGAAUUCAAGCUAUAUGCUGUUAUUGACGGUGAAUCUUUAUGUUCUUUCAC